Messenger RNA from Acyrthosiphon pisum (pea aphid), 837 nucleotides. RefSeq names its product ribosome-recycling factor, mitochondrial. The record is from RefSeq and is a predicted model, not a curated record. Gene Ontology annotation, biological process: translation. The coding region runs from base 82 to 612 and encodes 176 amino acids. The transcript has 4 exons. Gene Ontology annotation, cellular component: mitochondrion. Gene Ontology annotation, molecular function: ribosomal large subunit binding. NCBI's taxonomy places the organism in Eukaryota, Metazoa, Arthropoda, Insecta, Hemiptera, Aphididae.
UUAUUUUACGUUCAUUUUUAAGGGCAGAAAAAAGUAUCCAUUGAUGAGAACUUUUUGGCUGAGCACUUUAAAUACUACACCAUGAAAACCGAAAUGGAAAAGGCUGUGGCUGCAUUAAAAAAUAACUAUAUUAAAAAUCUGUCCUUAAGAUCUUCUACAGGAGCAUUGGAUUCACUACCUGUUACAUUUGAAGGUGAUGAAUAUGUUAUACAAGACUUAGCACAGAUUGUGAGAAAAAAUCCUAAAACAAUAAUUUUGAACAUGACAUCUUUUCCACAAGCAAUUCCAGCUGUUUUGGAAUCAUUAAAAGCUUCUGGUAUGAAUUUAAACCCCCAACAAGAUAAAACUUCUAUAUUUAUACCAAUACCUAAAGUUACAAAAGAACAUAGGGAAAACUUAAGCAAAGGUGCAAAAGCACUUUUUAUCAAAACUAAAGAUUCUAUUAAAGAAUUACAAAACAAAAAUAUCAAAGUAUUAAAAGACAAUGAUGCAUUAGCGACAGAUUUGGUUCACACUUUACAAGAUCAGAUUACUGCAUUGGCUGAUAAAUAUGUACUGGAGGCACAACGAAUAAUGGAAGAAAAACAAAGUGAACUUAAAGGUGAUUCAUAGUGUUUGUAAAUUUACUCAAUAUGUUAAUUUAUCACAGUAGUUUCAUCUACCAAGGUACAACCCAAAAAUGAUUAAUCUCUUUUGUUUAGUUAGAUUUUUACUUACCUGUUAUUCUAUAAUCUACAGUAGAAACCAGUUUCAAUGUAUGAAUCAUCAGUAUUGUACAUUUUUAUUCAUUAAAAAUUAUAUGCAUGGAUGUAUAUUGUAUAUGUAAUAUGUAUAAUA